AUGAAGGAUGGUGCAGCAGCAUUUGUUCAGAAAUUUCACGAAUGUCAAACUCACGGGAAUCUCAUCCACACGACUUGUACUCCCCUUCAUUCAGUAAGUAGUCCGUGGCCUUUCUAUAGAUGGGGACUUGAUAUUAUCGGGAACAUUAAUCCAGCAUCGUCAAAGCAGCACGAGUAUAUCAUAACCGCGUCGGAGUACUUUACCAAAUGGGUUGAAGCUAUUCCUCUCCGAGGAACCACUGGAGCGACUAUUGCGGCAUUCAUUAAAGAAUACAUCAUUUGUCGGUUCGGCGUACCUAAGCACAUCAUUACUGAUAAUGGUACUCCCUUUUCCAACAAGCAAGUACAAGAGCUGCUUGAAGAAUAUGGAAUUAGGAAAGUAUUCUAUACUCCUUACUACCCUCAUGGGAAUGGACAAUCCGAAAGCACCUAUAAGACUUUGAUUCGAGUUCUCAGUCGAACGAUGCAUGAUAACCUCAGGACGUGGCACUUAUUUUCCUAUGGCGCUGUGGGCAUAUCGGGCGGCACCUAG
This is a messenger RNA of Papaver somniferum (opium poppy), 531 nucleotides long. RefSeq lists its product as uncharacterized. Gene Ontology annotation, molecular function: nucleic acid binding. The transcript has a single exon. Bases 1 to 531 code for a protein of 176 amino acids. NCBI's taxonomy places the organism in Eukaryota, Viridiplantae, Streptophyta, Magnoliopsida, Ranunculales, Papaveraceae. Gene Ontology annotation, biological process: DNA integration. The record is from RefSeq and is a predicted model, not a curated record.